Messenger RNA from Lutra lutra (Eurasian river otter), 951 nucleotides. RefSeq names its product olfactory receptor 1038-like. Gene Ontology annotation, molecular function: olfactory receptor activity; G protein-coupled receptor activity; odorant binding. Lineage: Eukaryota; Metazoa; Chordata; Mammalia; Carnivora; Mustelidae. The transcript has a single exon. Gene Ontology annotation, biological process: sensory perception of smell; G protein-coupled receptor signaling pathway. The record is from RefSeq and is a predicted model, not a curated record. Gene Ontology annotation, cellular component: membrane.
AUGGCUGAAAGGAAUAGAACCAAAGUGAUGGAAUUCAUUCUUUUGGGUUUUUCAGUCCAUAGAGAGUUUGAAGUCAUUCUGUUUGUGCUCAUUUCAGUGGUGUAUACUCUAACUUUCAUAGGGAACCUUGGGAUGAUUUCAUUAAUCUGAUUGGAUUCUCGACUUCACAUACCCAUGUACUUUUUUCUCACUAAUCUGGCCAUCGUAGACCUCUGUUACUCUUCAUCAGUAACCCCCGAAUUCCUGGAGACCCUCCUAAGCAAGCACAAGUCUAUAUCUUUCUAUGCAUGUGCAACAUGGCUGGGCUUUUUCCUGAACUUCCUGAUUUCAGAGAUGUUCCUUCUUGCAGUUAUGGCUUAUGACCGUUAUGUGACCAUCUGCAAUCCUCUUCUCUACAUGGUGAUUAUGUCCCGAAAGGUGUGUAUGCAACUGGUAAUAGGCCCUUACUUAUACAGCUUUUCUGUUGCUUUACUCCACACAGUUGUUACUUUCCAACUGAUUUACUGUGGCCCCAAUAUCAUCAAUCACUUCUACUGCGAUGAUGUCCCUAUGAUGGCCUGCUCGGACACCAGCCUCAAAGAAAUCUUGAUUUUCAUCUUUGCUGGAUUCAACAUGAUCAGCUCUUUGACCACUGUUCUUAUUUCUUACUUAUACAUUGUGGCCGCCAUCUUGAAAAUCCAAUCUACAGAAGGGAGGUGCAAAGCUUUCUCUACUUGUGCCUCUCACCUGACUGCUGUGACUAUAUUCUAUGGGACUCUGAUCUUCAUGUAUCUGCAGCCAAAAUCAAACCAGUCCCUUGACACAGACAAAAUGGCCUCUGUGUUCUACACAAUAGUAAUUCCUAUGCUAAACCCCAUGAUCUAUAGCUUGAGGAACCAAGAGGUAAAAAAUGCCUUAAGGAAAGCAAUUGACAAAUGUUAUGUCCUGUUUUUAACAAACUUUCAAAAAUGA